AUGAAACAAAGAGCCAAUCGUCGUCGUUCGGUUGUCCGACCCUCUCCUGUUGUUGCUGCGACUGUCUCUCCUCCUCCGAAGAUGGUUGUCCCUUCUUCUGUGGAUGCAUCUGAGCCAUCUGCAGUCGCUACAUCGCCUAAUUGGGUUGUGUCCCCUAAUUCUGAUCCUAGUUUGGCUAUGGCCGUCGUUCUGGUUCUACCUACCGUCGCUGAGAUGUCUCCAUCUCCUCCGUCGACGUCCCUUCCCGAGGUGGUGACUGCGUCUUCUCCCCCAGUCAGUCCUACGGUUGGUGUGGUCAAUGCCCAUCCCCCUUGUUCAGUUGGUAAGACUUCUCCACCCAUCUUUGCAUCUUCCUCUAAACGUGUUACUCGUUCUUCUGUAGUGUCUGAGUCUCCACCUGGUGAGUCCUCUCCAUUGCCGAACCCAAACCCACCAUCUCCUUCUCCUCCCAAGUCGCCUUCUAUGUCUAAGCACUCCUCACCCAAAACUCCCAAGACACGGUCUGCCUUCAAGUCCAAACCCAAACCCAAACCCCAUGUUCCUGCACAAUCCAAAGGAAAGGGUAAACUUCCUGUUUCAUCACCUCCCAAAAAAUCAUCGGCUCCAAAACGUAAGCCCAAGGACACUCAGUUUGUACCCUCUCCUAAAAAAUCCAAGCGUGCCUCUAGCCCUACGGAUUCUGUGUCUUUUGUUGAUCCAUCCUCUAUUCAAUACUUUGUUGAUGCUACCAAGGCCUCGCAUUAUCAAAGAUGGUUUGUAGUGAGAGACUUGUGGCCUGAAUAUUCUGUUGUUUUGGAGGAUUUUCCUGAUUUAGUUGCUCUUUUACAGUGUAGGCAUUGGGUUAAUACAGUGUCCAAAUUGGUGUCUCCUCAUCCCAUUCUCAUUGGGGAGUUUUAUGCUAAUUUAGAUAGGUCUGUUUUAGAUGGGAAAAAUGAGGAUUGUCUUAUUGCUUUUGUAAGGGGUAGUCGUAUAAAAUUUGCACCAUCCACUAUAGCUCGUGCACUCAAGGUUCCAAAAGUACUUAAACCUGCCUAUAAUAAGUCCUACAGUCCAGAUCAAUCUACCAUGGGUCAAGUUCUAACUGGCCUGCCUGAUUAUGUUUGGGGGAAUCAUGAUAUUCCUAUAACAAAGUUGACUCUUUUCUAUCGGGUUCUUCAUCGAGUGGCCUUGUAUAAUUGGUUUCCCAAUUCUCACCUCUCAUCUGUUACUCUUGAGAUUGGGAAGUUUUUAUAUGCUGUGGGUACUGGAGUGUCUAUUGAUCUGUCUACUCUCAUCUAUGAUCGAAUUUUUUAUGUGGCUUCCUCUACUGGUACUCGUAACAAGCUGCCUUAUCCAAGUCUGAUUCAGAAGAUUAUUCAGCCUGCCAAACCGUCGUUGACCACUCAUGACUUCCAGGUUGCCAAUCCUAUUUUGUCUAAAAGUUUUCUGGCAAUUCUCAACAAGAAGGUUUCUUCCACUGCUCCUUCCUCUUUGAAGCCGUCUAAGCUCAAAGCUCCUUUGUUUAAAGGUUUGUCUGAUUCUAGUUGGCAAGUACAGUUGUAUACCGAGUUCAAGGCCUUCACUAAGCGUUACAAGAAGGAUCAGAAGCGACAAUUGGCCUUUGAAGCAUCUAUGUACAAGCUUGUUCAGGUUGUCAAAACUCUGGUUGUUCAGUCUGAGUAUGGCUCUCAGUUAUCACCUUCGAUUGAUGUCUCUCCUCCUGCAUUUCAUCGGGACUCCUUUGGCGAGUCUUCUGUGGCUCCUGAGUCUUCUGUUCCUAUUCAGAGGGAGUCCUUUAUUCCUACUCAGGUUUCAUCUCAGGUGCCUCCAGUCUCAUCUAUAGUGCCUCCUGCUAACACAAAGUUGGACACAUUAGUUCCACCAACGCUUCCUGAUGUCCUUCCUCAAGCUCCUGAUUCAACUGCACCUCUCCAGGGGGAGCCAUCUGAUGCAGCUGUCAACUGA
Messenger RNA from Humulus lupulus (European hop), 1944 nucleotides. RefSeq lists its product as uncharacterized. The record is from RefSeq and is a predicted model, not a curated record. The coding region runs from base 1 to 1944 and encodes 647 amino acids. Lineage: Eukaryota; Viridiplantae; Streptophyta; Magnoliopsida; Rosales; Cannabaceae. The transcript has a single exon.